Molecule: messenger RNA, 1015 nt
Organism: Megalopta genalis
Lineage: Eukaryota; Metazoa; Arthropoda; Insecta; Hymenoptera; Halictidae
Gene: GXIVsPLA2
Product: phospholipase A2 group XII
Biological process (GO): lipid catabolic process; arachidonate secretion; phospholipid metabolic process
Cellular component (GO): extracellular region
Molecular function (GO): A2-type glycerophospholipase activity; calcium ion binding
Source: RefSeq, a predicted model, not a curated record
UAUCUCGAAAAACUACUGAGUCGUUUGCAACCACGUGUCCACGAUCCCGAACAUCUAUGUGAGUCGAUUCACCUAAAAAUAUCCACAGACCGGUGGAACAGUGCGUCGGUAGUGUCUCGAGAAGCUGUAACAAUGGAUUUUUCGCAAUACAGGAAAAUCCUGAUCUACGUUUUGACUUUUAUGGCGUACGCUUGGUCCGGUUACGGUACUGGUUUGCUAUCGAACCUAAGGGACGCCGUGUUAACCGCGGAAUCGGUCUUCGAGAAUCUAUUCCAGAAUGCGAUUACCGUGGCGAGGAAGAUCAAGGACAUACACGAGGUGUUCGACGCCGCGGUCGAAGAAAACUGUGUUUUCCAAUGUCCAGCUGGCAUCGCGCCGAAACCGGAUUGGAACCACAAACCGCGAAGCAACGGGUGCGGGUCUUUGGGAAUAGAGAUAAGUCAAGAGUAUUUGCCCCUGGCGGAGAUGACGAAAUGUUGCGACGCCCACGACAUUUGCUACGACACCUGCAACAUGGACAAGGAGAAGUGCGAUUUGGAAUUCAAACGAUGCUUGUACAAAUAUUGCGAGGGCUAUCGAACGACAACGGUGAUGAACACGUGCAAGGCGGCCGCGAAGAUGCUUUACACAGGGACCACGGCACUGGGCUGUAAGAGUUACAUGGACGCGCAGAAGCAAGCCUGCUAUUGCGCCGAUAAAUGGAGCAAGAACAAGAAAGCCAAGAGAGCCGCUCAGGCUGGCGGAGAAUUGUAGAAGCGAACGCCGUUUCCAUUUGUUAUUUGUCCGUUCGAUCGACGGUCGAUCGAACAAUUAUUAUUAACUCCUUAGCGCUUCGAGCGCUUCCAGCGAAGCUCUCUCUUUUUCUUCCGGCAAGGAAACGUUCGCGAUUCGAGCGUUUUUAAUUUAAUGAAAAUUCGACGUGUCGCGCGCGAUAGGGUAGAUCCGAAAUUGCGACGUCGAUACCGAUACGAAUAUGUUUGAUACUCGACCAAUAAAGAGAUCGUGAUGCGUAAAA